CUCAUAUCUAUGACAACUGCUUCGCAGGUUGUACUUUCGUCAAACAUUAAAACAUCAAAAGAUAAUUUGAAAACAAAUGGCCAUCUCUCAAGUGUUUUUAUGACAGAAUUUACACAAGAAUCAUGGUGUGUAUAUUAAGUGCAGCACAGUCGCCUCUCCAAGCGAAACUACGGCCAGCAAUUUGGCUUCCGGGAAUAAAAAAUUUGCAUUCGUGCAACAAAAGAUGGCAAAUAACAGAGCUUACUCCAGAAAUAUGUGUUCAGAAAGUUGUCAACGCUGUGGCAAGUUUGGCCGAGAACGAGAAAAUCGUCUUGCAUAAGGUCGACAGGGAAAGAAAUACAGUUCAAAUUUUUAGUUACACAAGAGCGGAAUGGCUUGAUGUGGUCGAAAUUGAAUUCUACCCGGGGCAGUUUUCUGGCACGGAAGGAAAUGCAAGGUCAUUUUCAUCUGGGUUCCUGCCAGUCUGGUUCCCUUUAUCGUUUGUUUUUAACACGAUAUUCUUUUUUGUACCGUUCUACGAUAACCAAUUUAACAAAAAGCGUUUGGCAAGAAUCAAGCAAGCGAUGGAAUUGGACAAAUUAGAGGAGCAAUAUUUAAUCAGCUGAUAGUUUAUAGUUUCAUUCAUUGCA
Molecule: messenger RNA, 629 nt
Organism: Dendronephthya gigantea
Lineage: Eukaryota; Metazoa; Cnidaria; Anthozoa; Malacalcyonacea; Nephtheidae
Exons: 5
Coding region: 123-605 (160 amino acids)
Source: RefSeq, a predicted model, not a curated record